Messenger RNA from Hippoglossus stenolepis (Pacific halibut), 2890 nucleotides. It is a transcript of the gene scg2b, whose product is annotated as secretogranin II b. The coding region runs from base 173 to 1990 and encodes 605 amino acids. The record is from RefSeq and is a predicted model, not a curated record. The transcript is spliced from 2 exons. Gene Ontology annotation, cellular component: secretory granule. NCBI's taxonomy places the organism in Eukaryota, Metazoa, Chordata, Actinopteri, Pleuronectiformes, Pleuronectidae.
AGCGGGCUAUUGCGUGUGUUGUGUGAUGACGCGGUGGUCAGGUGUCUCCUCAUAAAACGAGGGGAGCUGUCCAAGUGCUGAAAACAGAAGAGAACUGCACCGCUCCGGAGGAGAUGCUAUCGACCCUCACCACUGUCUGAGCUUUAUUUCCAAAGGUAACAAAUAGCCUAUAAUGCUGCAUUUCCACCACAAGUUGCCCACGGGGGGAGCCGUGGUCCUGCUCGCCUUCCUCCUCCACGGAUGCGCCGUGCAGGCUGCGUCUCUCCCCCGCCACUUCAGGCUCCGAGGCGGGGAGAGUGAGGGGCAGCCGGCUGCCUACCCACCGAGCCCCGACAUGAUGAAAGCCCUGGAGUACAUUGAGAACCUGAAGCAGAGGAACGGGGGCCGACCUGAGCCCGCGGAUUACGACGAAGUGGACAAGUUCAAGAUCCUGCUUCAGCUCGCCGCGCAGCAGGACGAGAGUCCCGGGGAUCGCCAGCCUGCUCCCGGCGCGCAGAGGCAAGACAUUACCGCCGAGCAGCUCAUGAAAGCCCUGCUCAAGUCUCUGCAGGAUCAGGCCGGGAGGGAGGCGAAGCUCAGCCCCGCACCUGCGCCCAGGAACGACCGCCGAACGCACAGGCACCGCACCAAAGACACCGAAGUCCCCCAGAGCGCACCGUCUGAAUACGGCAAUUUCCCCAGACCCCACAAGAAGUACCCGCUGAUGUUUGAGGAUGAGGAGAACACAGACGCGUCAAAGCGCGCCACGGAGGACCUGGACGAGCAGUACACUCCCCAGAGUCUCGCCAAUUUGCGCUCCAUCUUCGAAGAGCUUGGGAGGAUGCCCACGCUCGGCGGCCAGAAGAGAGACUUGUUCGGGGACGACGACGACGAGGAGGAGGACGGGUUCAGCCUGAGGAGCCCGGCCUACGAGGACGUGGCCGGAGGAGAGGAGUGGGUCCCCGUGGAGGAGAGGGAGGAGACGGAGGAGAUGGUCAACGGCAGCCACGAAGAAAUGGCACGGGCGCUCGGUGAGCAGGAGGAAGCCGAGAGGGAGGAGAUGCAACGCCGGGCCAACCAGAACCAAGAGGGGGCUGAUGAUGACACCAAGCUGGUAGAUUAUUACCUGUUGAAAGUCCUGGAGAUGAGCGACCAGACGCAGAAGAGGGAAAAGACCGGGGAGCAGAGAAAGAGACUGAUCCGCCCCUCCAUCGUGGAUCCCCGGACAGUGAGGGAGCUGCUGGAGCUCUCCCUGAAGCUCCACGUCCCCCCACAGGACCUCAUCGACAUGCUGCUCACACAGGAGCUCAGGAAGCUGCACCGCGACCGCCAAGCCCCGGUGCGCUACACCACCAGCCAGACCCCAAAGAUCAGGUACUACAGCCGCAGACUGCCCGUCAAGAGCAAGCCCCCCGUUGAGGACAUGGACAGGGAGGACUUUUUAGACAUCAUCGGAGUGGAGACCAUCAGCAACGAGUAUCCCAUUGUGCAGAGACCCAUGAAGACCUCUCCCUCCUCGGACAGAAUCCCACUGGCGUCAAAACCCCCUGCAAAUCCAGGUCCGGUCAAAAUCCCUUCUCCCGCCGGACGCAGGGAAAACCUGUUUUUAUCCGAGCUCAACAAGAUGCCCCUGAAGCGUCAGUCCGACGGUGCCAAUGAUGAAGAUGAGGACGACGAGGACGGCGGUGACGUGGAAGACGAGGUGACGACCUACCUGGCGGCCAAAAUCCUCACGGAGUACCCCAACACCAUCGCCAAGCGGGACACCCAGGCGCAGCUGAAGGGCCAGUUCCCCUACGAGCUGUACGAGCGCGCCAUGAAGGACUACCUGGGCCAAGCGGACACUGCGCUGAGGCCGGUGGCCAAGAGGGAGAGCGAGGUGGCCACGGAGGAGAGAGUAAUGCCCACGGAGGUGCAGGGGAAAGAGGAGACACCGGCCAAGACCUCGGCUCCACAGACCGUGAACGAAGAGGAAGAAGGGCACCGUGAAAUGACAGUGGCAGGGAUGUAGCCCUAUCCCCCCACCCCCACCCUGCAAGACGCACGAAAUUAUGAAUAUAGUAUUUAUACUGUCUCAAAAAUAAAGUUUGGUGGACGUGAUCUAGUUUACAAACAUUUCUAUUAUAUGAACUAUAGCUGGUAUGACUAAUGUCACCCCCAAUGAAAAUCAACUAUAGCAAUCGUACAGGUCCAACACAAUUUUGUGAAAAAAAAAAAUACUAGUCCCUACUUGCUGCAAGAAUAUUUUAGAAAUAUUAUCAUUAUAGAGUGAGGAUAUUAAAGGUGCAAUCCGUGCACAGACGAGGAGAAGGGGUAUCCUCUAAACACCUUGAUUGGAUGUAAACCUGUUGUUACUCAGAAUUUGCCAAUGAAUACACUAAUAUUAAAACAAAAAUUAUAGAAGUUUUGUGAUGUUGUUCAAAGUUUGUUAACAUUAAUGGUGUUUGUAAGCAGGCCUAUAUUUUCAACUAUAAUCAGCUGAGUGAUGGUAAAAAAAAAAGCUUAUUUUUCAUGUCAAACUAUACAAAUACAUAUGUGAAUAUACAUGUAAAUUAUAAAGUAUAUUGCUGACUGGGCCUUUAAGAACACAGUGUAUACAGUAUAAUGGCAGGGGUACAAUAGGAAUAUGUUUUUCUUAUAGGACAGCGUGCCGGGCUGAAAUCGAGCAGGGUCGUGACUCGUUCUAUAUUCAGGGUUAGUGGAUGUAAUGUUACUACUAUUAUGGAUAGUUAUUUCCAAGUCUAAAUAUGAGACCGUCGCCUGCCUUCCAACCCUUUCAUACUGCGAAGCUCUGUAUCGUUGGCCUACCAGUGGUUGUGCUCUGUAUGCUCAUUUUUAAACCAUUUUGUACAUGUUCAAUAAUGUGUGAUGAAUAACAGAUGAAUAAAGCAUCAGCGGUAUUAUUUUUCUC